Canis lupus familiaris (dog) is the source of this 934-nucleotide messenger RNA. RefSeq names its product mitochondrial ribosomal protein L23 (gene MRPL23). The record is from RefSeq and is a predicted model, not a curated record. NCBI's taxonomy places the organism in Eukaryota, Metazoa, Chordata, Mammalia, Carnivora, Canidae. The coding region runs from base 171 to 710 and encodes 179 amino acids. Gene Ontology annotation, biological process: mitochondrial translation. Gene Ontology annotation, molecular function: structural constituent of ribosome. Gene Ontology annotation, cellular component: ribosome; mitochondrial large ribosomal subunit. The transcript is spliced from 6 exons.
AGACCGCGAGCAGACGGCCCUCAGCCACUGGGUCCUGCGGGGUCAGGGCCCCAGUCUUGCCUUCCCAGAGCCCCCACACCCCGCAGCGCCCCUGAGGCUCACCCUGGGCCUCUCACCCCCUGGCUCUGCUCAUCCCGCCCAGCACAGCACUUGGCCUCCUUGAACCCAUCAUGAUGCUGGUUGUGCCCCAAGAUCAGGGGCCACGUGCAGUGCCUCAGAGAGAGAGUGUGCAAGUGGCCUCCCAGCCCGUGCUGCGGGGUAAGCCAGGGUUAGGAGCGACUCUGCAGCCAGCAGCCUGUCUGUGGGACCAUCACUUUAAACAACCCUGGUCGCCAGCAUCUUUGGGGGGGCCAUGGUACCCUCUGUACCAGCUGGGCAACCCCCAGCUCCGCAUCUUCCGAACAAACUUCUUCAUUCAGCUGGUGCGGCCCGGCACGGCCCAGCCCGAGGACACCGUGCAGUUCCGGAUCCCCAUGGAGAUGACCAGGGUGGACCUGAGGAAUUACCUAGAGCGCAUCUACAACGUACCCGUGGCUGCCGUGCGGACGAGGGUGCAGCAUGGUUCCAACAGGAAGAGGGAUUACAGGAACGUGAGGGUGAAGAAACCAGACUACAAGGUGGCCUAUGUGCAGCUGAUACGGAUGCCGUCCUCCAUCCUUUGCCCGUCUGGAAACAGCGCGGCUCUGGCGCGCGCCCCUCUCGUGCCCUGAUCUCGGGGGGCUGCUCCGUGGGACCCAGCAGACUGAAAGGGCACCUCAGAGCUGCCCGGGCCCCCUCCUCCGCUGCAGCGGUGGCCAGCCCGGUGCCCCACACACGUGCUCGGGGGUCUGGGUUGGGGCUUGGCCGACACUGGCACAUUCUGAACUUUUAGUGAAAGAUGUAAAACCAGUUAAUUUGCAAAGCCGGUCUUGAUUUAUAGACUGCUGCAUAUGUA